Messenger RNA from Periconia digitata, 784 nucleotides. NCBI's taxonomy places the organism in Eukaryota, Fungi, Ascomycota, Dothideomycetes, Pleosporales, Periconiaceae. The record is from the annotation of a GenBank genome assembly.
CAAAACAACUCCCAAAUGCUAUCCUACCUCACAACAGCAACCACAACCACCACCCUCCUUCUCCUCCUCCUCACACCCCCAACCCUCGCCUCCCCAUCCCCCAACGAAGAACCCCAACCAAAAUCCUACACCUCCGGCACAACCUUCCGCACCGACAUCCUAAACGCAACAAACACCUACCGCCACCAACACGCCGCCCCGCCGCUAACCUGGAACGCGACCCUCGCCUCGACGGCCACGAAAUGGAGCGAACGCUGCAUCUUCGAGCAUUCGGGCGGCGACACGGGCGAGAACCUGUCUUCGGGUUACGCCAACGCUUCCGCGGCGGUGAUUGCGUGGGGCGAUGAGAGGGACGCGUAUGAUUUCGAGAAAGGGGAGUUUGAUUUGAGUACGGGCCAUUUUACGCAGCUGGUUUGGAAGGAGACGGAGAGUGUGGGAUGCGGGAGGGCGAGGUGUGAUGGGGAUAAAGGGAAGAAGAAGAUGAAGAAGAGGGGGGAUAAGGCGCCAGGGUGGUUUGUGGUUUGUGAGUAUUGGCCUAGGGGGAAUGUGCUCACGCAAUUCACGAAAAACGUUCAGCCGCAAGUCAAUAGCGACGACGAACCGGGUGAAGCACCGCCAGCUGGUGAUGAACCGCCACCGGAAGAUGUCCCUGCGGAUGAGGAGCCGAAAGAGUGUCCGCAGGGUGGGAUAUGCAGCGAUGGGGAGAGGACGAUACGAGGAGGUGUCGGGAUGGGUAUGUUGUGUUUGGGCGCUUUUGUGCUAAGUGUUGGGUUGGGAUGGUGAG